UUCUCUGAAUCCAAACGCUUCGCUCCAGUGCGCUUCAUUACAGCCCAGGGGUUUCAAAGAGGGGGCAAACCCAGCACCCUACAAGACGGAUUCAGUUACACUGCUGUAAAGGGGAGGGAGGAAAAGAGAGAUUGAAUCAAACCAGGUUUUGUAGAGCAAGCCAGUGGAGAAAGACAGUGAGGGGAAGAGGACGAAGGACGGUGAGGGGACAGUGAGUGACUUACUGGGGAGUCCCACCUCCAGGUAGGGAGGGUAGUGUUUACUCCGUGCUCUGUGUCUGGUGAGCUGCAUCUGGGCCUUUACAAGAAACACAACUACAUCAUGUGGACAAUUUCCCAGGUGCCUGAAGACAGCACAAGACCGUUGAAUCCAGGGCAGGCAGUGGUUCCACGACCAGGCCAACACAGAAGGCCCAUGACGGCGACAAAGACUGAGAAGGACAAGGCGUCUAAGAGGAAGAAAGUGUUGUUGACUAUCCUAACAGUUGUGGUGUUGCUAGGCAUACUAGCCACCGCAGUAUUCUUCGUUAAGAAGCUGAUUGACAGCAAAUACUUCUUCUGCAAGCGUGCAUUUAAGUUCAUUCCAUUAGGCAAAGCCUGUGACGGGGUGCAGGACUGUACCGGAGGAGAGGAUGAAUUAACUUGUGUGUCCAGCUUUAAAGUCAAUACAACCUUCCCAGUGCGUCUUACGUCCAGCCGGUUUGUCCUGCAGGUAUAUAGUGCAGGCGCAGGCUGGCGGAGCGUGUGCAGUGAUGACUGGACCCAGCAGCAUACACAGACAGCGUGUAAACAGCUGGGAUACACAAACAACCCUAAAAGUACAAAUGUCCCAGUGAACAAUUUAAUGUCUUCUAUGAAAAAUGGACGAUUCACAGCUGUCAGGCCCUGGACUACGACCACACCUUUACAUCAGGCCACCAUUGACCGCAAUACAUGCCGAUCUGGAGCUGUGGUGUCUUUGUCCUGUUCAGAUUGCGGGUCGGUGGGCACUCAGGACCGUAUUGUCGGGGGUACAGAUGCUUUCAUCGAGGACUGGCCCUGGCAGGUUAGCCUUCAGCAGGGAGGCCAACACACGUGUGGAGGCGCACUGUUGACACCGAGUUGGGUUCUCACAGCUGCCCACUGCUUUACUGGGAGUAAGAAGGAGCUGACUGGCUGGAGAGUGGUGUCAGGCCGGACUUACAUGGGCACUUUGGGAGGUUCCUUUGUGGACAGGAUCAUACUGAAUGGAGACUACGAUUCAGCCCGAAAUGACUAUGACAUUGCAAUGAUGAGACUCAGCAGCCCCAUCAGUGUGGGAGAGGCCCGCAAGCCAGUUUGUCUACCUCCUAAAUCCUUUGGUCUUUCUGCGGGAACGGUCAUGGCCGUGACUGGCUGGGGAUACCUGGAAGAAAAUGGUAAGGUUUCUCCUUCACUUCAGAAGGCCUCUAUCCCUCUGAUAGACCAGGCUAAGUGCUCUAGUCCCACGGUGUAUGGCAGUGCCAUCACCCAAAGAAUGAUCUGUGCUGGCUUCCUGGAGGGGAAAGUGGAUGCCUGCCAGGGUGACAGCGGGGGCCCAUUGGUGUACUUCACCUCUUCUAAGUGGCAUCUAGUAGGAGUGGUGAGCUGGGGUGUUGGGUGUGCUCGGGAGAGAAGGCCAGGUGUCUACUGCAACGUGGAAGAGAUGUUAAACUGGAUUCACACAGUCAUGGAGAAGAACAGCUGAAGUCCUCUGAUCAUGAUGACUCCGGUCCAGUCAACUUCAGACAACUAUGAAACUAAAACAAAGCUUUGGUUUCAUUGUGGUCAACUGAGGAUAGGAGACAGAAGGAGAGAAAUAGGGGGAAAAAAUGAGGAUUGUUCUCAGCUGUAACACAGACUGCCAAACAGUCAAAUGCCAAAAUACAGUACACAUACACAACAGUUCAAACCGACUUAUUGAAGGUGUUCUUCUAGCCAUUUCAGGUCUUUAUCUCAGGGAAGAAGACUAUGUUGCUGGCCAUUCUUGGGUUGUUAAAUAAUUCAUGUGCUCUUAGAUCAGUAAUAGUACUUGAUUGUCUAGUGCCACUGACAAGAGACUACACAGUAAUUACAAACAAAACUGUGCAGAUCUUUAAUCUGACCAGACAUGGAGACCUCAGGCAGUAUGCUUUGUUAGGAUAUUAGUGGAGUGAUAUGAGGGAUCCGCUGAUGAAAUAUCUGACAGCGUUACAGACAUCAUUAAGGCCUCAGGUUUAAACCAAUGCAAGUGAACUUACACAUUUAAGAUGCUGAUUUGCACCUUUUUUUAGCACAAAUAUGGGCUUGCUCCCCUCUCAGCUAAGCACUUUAUGUGGGAAGAAGGAAUUACUUGACUUCAGAUUACAGUUAUGCAUCAUUGUACCUCAAUGCUGACUUAAAGUACAAUUAGAUAUUCAGAAUAGUACAUUUUAAAAAACUUUCAUUUUACCAGAAUGUGAGAAUGGCUGGACAUAAUGAUAUAAAUUUCCCUUCUUAAAAAUGUACAGCAUGUAACAUAAGGUAAAUCGUGUAAAUUUGUACUCUAAGGUUAAAUUGAAUCAUUUCAUUUCAAAGCAUUCAUCCCUUUGUAGCAAAGUAAAACAACAUAGUUUAUCAUUUUAUUCGCUGAGCUCUACACAAAAAUUGGCACUUCUGAGUUAAAGGGUUACAUUAAACAUUUUGUAAUAUACUGUAUAAUAUUAUAGGCUUGUUGCACAUAAAUGAUGUUUUUUUUCAUUUGUUCAAAGUAUGAUGUGUGCUGUGGUGGAUAGCAUUUGUUUGUAUAUUUGGUACAUCUUGUUGAUUUAAUGUAAACUUGUACAUAGGUUGUAAAUGUAAUAAAGACACUUCUUCA
Messenger RNA from Cheilinus undulatus (humphead wrasse), 2832 nucleotides. RefSeq names its product transmembrane serine protease 4a (gene tmprss4a). Gene Ontology annotation, molecular function: serine-type endopeptidase activity; protein binding. The transcript has 13 exons. Gene Ontology annotation, biological process: proteolysis. Bases 322 to 1704 code for a protein of 460 amino acids. Gene Ontology annotation, cellular component: membrane. Lineage: Eukaryota; Metazoa; Chordata; Actinopteri; Labriformes; Labridae. The record is from RefSeq and is a predicted model, not a curated record.